UAUAUUUUUGUAUCCUUAUGUUUUUGUAUUUUGGCAUUCAAAGUGACGAAAUCAAUAUUUGGAGCACCUCAGCAAUAUUCAGGACGCCAGAGCGUCCACCCUUCGGCUUCACCUCAGCGAAACACUUCGGCUGAACCCUGCUGAUUUCAACGUUAGCAUCUUCCCAGUUUUCUGCCUCCGCCACUACUCAUGCGGUCUCAGUUGUUUCAACUUUCCACCUCCUGUGUGCUCGCAAGGUGCUCGUCGUGAAGAGGCGGAGAUGACAUCCCAGAACGUCUUCGCCUCAGUCCUUUUACGCAACUUGGCCCAAGGAUAACCAUCACUCCCCCCCCCCGGCAGCACUCGCGGACCGACGCACUCCCGGAACACAGAGCCCGAGCCCUGGCUUCAGGCAGUAUGGGAGACGGGAGCUGGGUAUGUCUGAGCCCGGCUGAGUUCACCCAGCUGCAACAGUACAGCGAGUACUCCACAAAGAAGCUGAAGGACGUGCUGGAGGAGUUUCACGGAGAAGGAGUCCUUUCCAAGUACAAUCCAGAGCAGCCCAUUGACUAUGAGGGCUUCCAGCUCUUCAUGGCCACUUACCUGGAGAAUGACAUCCCAGAGGAGCUGUGUCAGCACCUCUUCACCUCCUUCAAGAGCAAGACGGGAGGCUGCUCCCCCGAUCAGUCUCAAGCAGGAACGAGCUUACUGGGGAUGAAUGGGAAAAGCAUCCUGUCUGCCAUGGGCCGCCACACACCGGAGCACUCCAGCGUGAUGAGCACAGCGGGCUCCGGAGCCACCACCUCCCCUUGUUCAUCCCGCUCCUCCUCGCAGCAUUCAGGGACUGGGGGCCACACACCUGCGGGGCCCCACCUAUCACCCUGCACCCAGGUCAACACCUCAGAGGGCAGCAGCAGCAAUGCACUGACCCCCAACGCUGGUCCCGCCAGGUCGCCGGUGUCCCCCAAACUUUCGCCAGAGAGGAGCCACUCUGAGAAGCAUUUGUCACUGCGGAGGAGCCCGUCGCCACAGAAAGGCUCCCCCCUGCCGUCGCCCCAGGUGGUCUUUCUCAAGGACAUCGUCUGCUACCUCUCCCUGCUCGAGAGGGGGACGCCGGAGGACAAGCUGGAGUUCAUGUUCCGGCUGUACGACACAGAUGGCAACGGGGUUCUGGACAGCUCGGAGCUGGACCGCAUCAUCAAUCAGAUGGUGCAUGUGGCAGAGUACCUGGAGUGGGAUUCAACAGAACUGCGGCCGAUACUGAAGGAGAUGAUGGAGGAGAUCGACUACAACCGAGAUGGGACAGUCACGCUGGAGGAGUGGAUCAGAGGAGGCCUCACCACCAUCCCUUUACUGGUCCUGCUGGGCAUGGAUACGAAUGUACAGGAAGACGGGCAGCACGUUUGGCGACUGAAGCACUUCAACAAACCAGCCUACUGUAACUACUGCCAUACCAUGCUGCUCGGAGUUCGCAAGCAGGGCCUCUGCUGCUCCUUAUGCAAGUACACAGUGCACGAACGCUGUGUGUCCAAAGACAUCGCUGCCUGCAUCAGCACCUACGCCAAGUCACGUAGACACACCAACGCUAUGCAGCAUGUAUGGAUGGAGGGUAACUCUCCUACCAAGUGCGACCGCUGUCACAGAAGCAUCAAGUGUUACCAGGGCCUGACGGGCCUGCACUGUGUCUGGUGUCAGAUCACUCUCCAUAAUAAGUGUGCAUCCAAUGUGAAGCCAGAGUGUGAUGGAGGAGCCUUGAGGGACCACACUCUCUUGCCCUCGUACAUCUGCCCUGUUGUCUUGGACCGUCAUUCUGUGGUGAAGCGUGGUGAGGGGGAGUCGCCGCCCAGCACCAGCCCUGACGACACCAAUCAGACUUUCAAAUUCUCCCCCGGAGACGGACAAGCACUGCAGAUCACCCCUCUCCCAGGUACUCAUCCGCUCCUGGUCCUGGUCAAUCCUAAGAGUGGAGGGAGGCAAGGGGAGCGGGUACUGAGGAAGUUCAGGUACCUGCUAAACCCCAGGCAGGUGUACAGCUUGGAUCGCGGGGGACCAAUGGUAGGGCUCAACUUUUUCCAUGAUGUCCCUGAUUUCCGGGUGCUUGCUUGUGGAGGGGACGGCACUGUGGGCUGGAUCCUCGACUGCAUAGAUAAAGGCAACUUUGCCAGGCACCCUCCGGUGGCCAUCCUCCCUCUGGGCACAGGGAACGACCUGGCACGCUGCUUACGCUGGGGAGGAGGUUACGAGGGCGGAAGCUUGCUGAAGUUCCUCCGGGACAUCGAGCACAGCACAGAGGUGGUGCUGGACCGCUGGAACAUAGAUAUUGUCCCCGAUGACAAGGAGGAGAAGGGAGACCCUGUCCCCUACAGCAUCGUCAACAACUAUUUCUCUAUUGGAGUGGACGCCUCCAUUGCCCAUCGCUUUCAUCUGAUGCGGGAAAAGCACCCCGAGAAGUUCAACAGCAGAAUGAAGAACAAGCUGUGGUACUUUGAGUUUGGCACCACUGAGACCAUAUCUGCCACCUGCAAGAAACUCAACGAAUGCAUAGAAGUGGAGUGCGACGGGAUCAUCUUGGACCUCAGCAACACCUCCCUGGAGGGCAUCGCCGUGCUCAACAUUCCCAGCAUGCACGGCGGCUCCAACCUGUGGGGCGAGACGAAGAAGAGGAGGAACUACAACCGAAUGAGCAAGAAGGUCCCGGAGAGGAUGCCGGCCAGCACCGUCACAGACGCUAAAGAGCUCAAGUUUUGCAUGCAAGACUUCAGUGACCAGCUGUUGGAGGUGGUUGGCCUGGAAGGGGCGAUAGAGAUGGGACAGAUCUACACUGGACUGAAGAGUGCAGGACGCAGACUGGCUCAGUGUGCCAGCGUCACCAUCAGGACGUCCCGGCGGCUUCCCAUGCAGAUUGACGGCGAGCCCUGGAUGCAGCCCCCCUGCACAGUCAGGAUCACACACAAGAACCAGGUCCCCAUUUUACUGGGCCCGCCUCAGAAGACACCAUUCUUUUUCUUCAAGAAACGCAACCGGAGCCGCGACUAGGACCCAUGCAUGCACACACAAAAAAAAAAACACAGAAACACACACAUAUACAGUACAUAUAUGCACCCAAACAUGCCUCCCACUGUACGGGCAGCUCCAUCAGACGACUGGUACACUGUUCCAAGGUAGAGCUUGAAAGUGGGAAGUUCAUUUACAGGAUCCCAUCCGACAAGUGGAACAUUCCUAAAGUCAGGAUGCCUAAAAGACAGUUCAUCCCCAAAGGAACCUGACUCUCAGCAUACAGCACUGACCUAUUCCUGUGUAACCGUCAUCCUGUAGUCUUGUCUCCAAAUCUCCGGGUCCCAGUCAUGGAUUUAGUCUCAGCCACCUGCAGCAGUCCAGUCUCUCAGUCCAAGCCACCCCUGCCCCAAAAAAUUAGCCAUAUACCAGUACUGCACUGCCUGCUAAACCCAACUUUGGCUGCUGGGAUUCCCUCCCCUCGCGGCCCCUUGAAUGACAUGAGGAAGGCGAUAGUGAGGGGGUGGAGGGUAAAAGAAAGCAGGUUGUGUGAUGAGCCAGUAGAGGAAGAAAGAUCUCCAAACACACUACAAUGGGAAAGAGAAAAGGGUUAAAGGAGAGCGGCAGUAAUGGCAGUAAUCGUGGCUGCUUACAAGGCCGGUGAGUAAAUAGAGUAAGAUCCACCUCCUGGUUAAAACACCUGUAUGAAUAAUGAAACAGCGGCUGCUUGUAAGCGUGCUCGCUCCAGGGCCUUCCCCACAGACUGACAACACGGUGCAGCCGAGGAGAGGAGUGGAAAAGCCUCAUCCAUUAUUGACUUAUUUUGUUUAUGGGUUGACGCCAGUGGGGCUGGCAUUGGCCCGGAAUGGGUGGAAACAUACGGGGAUGAUUUUAGCCCCCUUGGCGUCACUGACCUACAAAUAUUUAAAAAAAAACAACAAUCCUUUAAACCAUAUUUACGGACUCUGUAGAUGAUCUGGCUGUAGACUUCAGGCAGAGGAAGUGCCUGUCCAGUUGUGCACAGUUAUCGCCAUAUAAAUUGACCAGGGUCUAGAUUGAAAGUAGAGAUUGGAGACAUUAGUCGUUCAUCUGCGCUUUCCUAAGAAACUAAUUUGUCCUCUGUGGUGGGUGCACUCAAACACUACCAUCCAGACUGAUUCAACAACAGCUCCUGCACAAUUUACGCCAUAGGACAGUUAUGGUCGGUCAAAGAUUGAAAUAAAUCCCAUCAAGGGUACAAGAGCAGACCCCCGCCCCCCGGGGUUUUUAUUUACCAGAGCAUUGACAGGGGAACUAAAUUUAUCCCUCUAUUUCAGGGAGGGUCUGUCUCUCCCCCAGUGAAACCCUACGCCUAAUUACCGUGUCAAACAUCGACUCACAAUGUCAAGCGUGCUGUCAGAGUGCAAAUCCCGGUAGCGGCGGACCGAAAUGCAUCCAGGAUUUGUUUGACUACCAAAUAAAGAUGAGAUGGUAAUAUAGGAAACAGACAACAUGGGAGGGAUUGUGUUUUCAUCACAGGAGGUGGGAGAUGCUGCAUUCAGAAACCGUUGACCAGGGAGCUUAGCUCAGUGUUUUAUAAAGAAUGUAUCCAUAUUGCUAUCCCCACAAAUAUGGCAAAUUAUAUUAUACAGUAUGUGCAGGCAGAGUAUAUGUAUAUUUCUGGGAAGUAGGUGUAGCUCAAAUAUACUGUACACACAUGUGUUUUUAAUAUGUUAUCGUUGUUAAUGUGGAAACUUUAGCUUAGAGGGGGUUCAGAUCAGUAUUCCUCUCUGUGCAGAGCUGCUGCAGUCGCUCUCUGAAGGCAGUUUUCCACUGUGUCUCAUUCGGAUUAGGUUGGAUCCGGAUUUCGGCGGCCAGACAAAAUAAUCUGAACUCAAGGCCCACUUACGAGCUGUUUUCGAGGCUUUCGACGGCGGCACGCGAUCCUCGUCAGCAGAUGAAGCUGGCGCUCAGGUUUUUUCGGAGGUAGGCGAAUGAAUCGGUCAGCCCAUCGCAGAAAAAUCGGUGUGGGCGAAUGUCGGUCGAUAAGAAGCAAGAAAUCUAAACUAACCAUCUUAGUUUAGAAUUGUUACCAUGCAGAUGUUUGCUAAUUCGCACCAAACACAACGAACAGCUGAGGCUGAUGGGCAACGUCAUUAGUUUCGUAGGUAUUUGUUUGGCGCUGGAUGAAAGGUUAAUAUCACAUAUUUAUGCAAUUGCGAUUCAUCCUGAGAGGAACAUGAAUGUCCGCGCAAAACUUCAUGGCAAUCCAAUCAAUAGCGGCUGAGAUAUUUCACUCAAAAUGGACAAAUCUGAAUGUGAAGGUGGCGCUAGAGGGUAAGUCAGGGGAUCACCAAAUUCAGAAGGAUUUAUCCUCUGGUGACGUGAAUGUCUAUACAACAUCAUGGCGAGGCUUUCAGUAUUUGCUGAGAUAUUUCAGUCUGGACCAAAGUGGUGAAACUGCCGCCCCAGGAGCCAUGCAGGGCUAAAACCACUGUCUCCAUUACAUAGUUAGUCCACUAAAUUUGUUUUUCAACCCUAGCAGGUCUCAUAUCUCGCAUAUCUUGAAAAAACUCAUUUAAGGGAUUCUUAUCAAAAAUGUGUAUUUUAUGUAUAUUCUAAAAAAUAUCACUAUCGGGCAAAGAAAGUUCAGUAUCAGUCGGGCUUUUGCUGCAAGCUCUGAAAAAAGUAGUACAUAAAGUUAGUUCAUAGACCUUGAGUUGACAUUAUUUUGUCAAACACACUGAUCCUGAGGUGAAGGAUGAAAUUUAACACUCAAGAAAAUUAAAGGAAAUCUGAUUAAUGCAGGCUGACGACUGAAAAGAGGCAAAACUUAAAGAGAACGUCAACGUGUUAACGCUGGAAUUCAGAUAAACUGUAUGCAAUGUGAGUUAGACAUUUGUGGAAAACUGUUUUGCACCCUGAUGAAAUAUAUAUGUGUUAAUGGUGCGGGGCAGAGUGAGACUGGUGAGAUGUUCUGAUGGUAUGAACUGAGCUCCACUGCAGGGCCGGGCUUUGACGCCUCUCGCGCCCUGAUUCCCUUUAAAACACACUGAAUCAUUGCUCUCGCACCCAGGCCCCAUGUAAACAGACGGGACGUCCAGUUUGAUUUUGGGUUCCUCCAGACGGCAUGAAAAAUCAGCUGGGAUGGAGUUCAGGUUACCGAAAGUUACAGGUCACUCUCAUUUCGCGCCAGCGCAAUGCCAUUUCACACAGCUGGCACAGACUUAAUACCACAACAACAUUGUGGGAUGUCGGAAGACGAAAAAUACAGCAUAUCAUAAUCCUUUAUUUGUAGCUGUCCCUAAUGGAGCCUGGGCGCCAAGAGAACUCAGUGGUAAAAGAGUGCAUGUUUACAGUAACUUUACAUUUAUUGAAAGAAUGGUUUUAGACAGCUAUAUUACCAAGUGUAUAUAUUUGUUUAUAAUAUUUUAUCUGAAGUUAACAUACAUCACCGCAUGCCUGCUGAAACAAAAGGAGAGUGAACAAAAGAGGAGAGCGUGGAUCAGACUUUUCAAACUUAUUUCUUUGCUUAAAAAU
Messenger RNA from Xiphias gladius (swordfish), 6492 nucleotides. RefSeq names its product diacylglycerol kinase beta (gene dgkg). Gene Ontology annotation, biological process: lipid phosphorylation; intracellular signal transduction; diacylglycerol metabolic process. Gene Ontology annotation, molecular function: calcium ion binding; ATP-dependent diacylglycerol kinase activity. Lineage: Eukaryota; Metazoa; Chordata; Actinopteri; Istiophoriformes; Xiphiidae. Gene Ontology annotation, cellular component: plasma membrane. The coding region runs from base 397 to 3015 and encodes 872 amino acids. The record is from RefSeq and is a predicted model, not a curated record. The transcript is spliced from 24 exons.